This is a messenger RNA of Haliotis rubra (blacklip abalone), 1787 nucleotides long. Its product is annotated as DNA fragmentation factor subunit alpha-like. The transcript is spliced from 5 exons. The coding region runs from base 49 to 720 and encodes 223 amino acids. The record is from RefSeq and is a predicted model, not a curated record. Gene Ontology annotation, biological process: regulation of apoptotic process; apoptotic process. NCBI's taxonomy places the organism in Eukaryota, Metazoa, Mollusca, Gastropoda, Lepetellida, Haliotidae.
UAUUUUAAAUCAAUGUUUAAACCUCUACCAAUAAAGUAAACUAGCUUUAUGGAUAAUCUAUUCAAAAUAAAGUCAUAUCCAUUUCGGUAUUUAAGCGACACAAAGACACAACCGGUGAGCGUCAACACAAUGUCGAGGCCAUUCAAAGUUUGGAGUGGUGACAGAGCUAAUAAGAAGUCUGUGACUGCAGCCACUCUUCAAGAGCUGGUGUACAAGGGGAGACAGAAGCUGGGACUGGCGGACACAGAGGCUGUGAGGGUGGUGCUAGAUGAAGAUGGGACAGAAGUGGAUGAGGAGGACUACUUCACCUUCCUCUCCAACAAUGCAACGUUGCUGAUGUUGCGAACAUCAGAGAAGUGGAGGCCACAAGGAGCAGAGGAGGUGUCUCGUGAUGAAGUGGAUACGAUGGAUGGGGCCCAGGGGAUGUCUGAACGAGUGAAACAGCUGGUAUGCGGGCUACAGAGGGACGUAUCGCGGAUCAUAACGUUUUCCAAUGAGGACUUGCAGCAAAUUGUGGACGUAUCGGUGGAGGAGCUAGCAUCACUGCUGCAGGACACAGAGAGCUAUGCCAAGGCUCUACAGGAUUCGUGUAGUCGACAUCUGGAUGAGCGGCAGCAGGCUGCGGAGGCCAUUGACCUCCUGCGUCUCUACCACAGGGCGAGGCAGCACAGCCCGUAUGUGGAGGCGGGCAAGAAGAGGAAAGUCGAGGACCAGGAAUAGACUUUGUUUCGUGUUUCAUCCAAUCACUCAUCAUGUGCUUCAUAACAUAACUGGAGAUCUUGGCAGAGAAUGGGAGUCCUUAUUUUACAUUAUGUGUGCAAGUGAAUAUAUCUUAACAUUAAUAUCAUUAUAUUAACAGGUUGAAGGUGUAAUGCUUUACUUAUAUACACAGCAGGACUGUGAGUUUUGAUGAUCUUAAAGUAAUCGUUCCAGCCGUGAGUUGUCUCCAAAUCAUCUUGUCUGACACUGGCCACCUACUAACCCAGAUAUGAAGUCAGAUUAAGUACGUGUUAGAACAAUAGGGACAAGACAAUGCAUCUCAUUGGCAGAGUUAUGUCCCUUAAGUAUGCUGGAUCCUAUUAUCAUGGGUUAAAAUACCUAAUCAUGAUCCUUUGUUUAGCACUAUUCACAAGUGGGCUCACCAAAAUGGUGAAAGUAUGUGAUCAUUUUAACAGUCUGUGCCAACUAGUUCGGGAGUCUAAUAGUCCAAACAAGGUUCUUAACAUCAUUUUAAGUAGAUCAUAGUGUUUUGUAGACUACGACUAUCUGAGCCUAUUGACAGAACAUUAUUUCUCUAGACUUUCUCUUUGCACUCAUUGCUUACAGACUGCAAAAUGGUAGAAGUCUAUGACUUGCAUCCUUUUUUUUGCUUCUUCACGUACUAAGCUGACACACUGUGAUUUGACUGCUUUAAGUGGCAUUUAGAAGCUGGUAUGAUGAAGAGGAACACGUUUUAUGGAUAGACAACUUCUGAUUGAUGUAAAUGAUGCUUGAUGACAGUGUUAGGAUCUUCACUGAAAGGUCGCAUAUAUUGCAACAAAGAAGUUGUCCAUCCAUAAUAGGUGUUCCUCUACGCUAUGACUUUGUUAACAGUGUGUGGAACUCAAUUCUCUCAGUGAUACUAACAUGGAAACCUAAAUAUACAUUAAGCAGAGAGCCAGGUUACUAAAGUCUGCAAAGCAUCAGCUUCAGGGGUGAAGACAAAGUUGACUUACACAUUCCAGCAUCUUUUCUUUUAUUGCAGCUUUUCAGUAUCAGACUUGUCGUUUGACGAGUCAUUGACGACU